CCCCGUCUCGGUGAAGUUUGGAGGAUCUGAACGUGAUGCAGAGGGCAUUUGGACGGCCGUCACGAUGUGCGAAGGGCACGGAAAACGAUGUCGCCUCACUUAUGAGCUGGUAACAGUCGGCUCCCUCACCCCCUUUCGAAGACGAAACCACCAUCAUGAUGCCAUUGUGUGUGCUGGCUGCUCGUGCGUACGUGCAGGCCUGGUCAGUUGGCGGUUAAGUCGCAGAAAUGGUGUUCGGAGACGAGAGAAGAGUUCAGAGGUUACAUUUGGAGGCCUUUCCCGAAGCAAGAACUUCAAGGCGACCUGGAGGCAGCGCGGCGGCCACAGCAGAGGGGGCCAGAGCCCUCGGGGUCGCCUUCUUCAUUGCAGAGGCCAGAAGGUGCGAAAACAGUGUGUGUAAGAAAUGGGAAACGCGUGAACAGCAAGUGCUCUGCUGCAUGUCCACGCAGGCCGCACGACUGAGGCGGUGAUUGCCGGUGCUCUUGAAGGUCCCCACGAGGUGCAGGACGAGCCGUGUGACCUCCGCACCCUCGACCCCACGGCCGCAAAGACCGUCACCGCCUCGCCGACUCGACCAGAGAAGACCCUACCGACAACUGCAGCCAAACAGCCCCGCAGCUUCUUCCGGCACACGGCUGCCCGCCAUCGCUUACGGGUGGAGGAAGAAGCCAAGAGACGCUAUGUGCCCCCGCCGGGACCAAGGCCGGUGGUGCUGAGUGGUUACCAUAUGAACCGCCUUUACACCCCACCGAGCGCACACACACAGUCAAGGGCGAAGGCGGCGAGAGAGCCGGAGGUGCCCGAGAAGCUCCCGGCCUUCCGGUUCGGCAAGCCAAAGCAGACUAACAUGCUUUACAGCUCGUUCGGCCCGCCGAAGCCUCCUCCUUCGUGCUGUCGGCACAAGACGGGCAGAGUGAGCAGGGGGGCCGCGCGAGGGAGGGGACGGGCCGGGGAGGGCCAGGUGAAGGGGAGAGCGGGGGGAGAGGAGUUGGGGUGGGUGAGGCCUGCUGAGACGGGCAGGGGUGUGGUCAGCGCCAAUGGGCGGUCGGUGCAAAGGGCGGCCAACACUCCGGUAGGCACCACAGACCGAUUGAUUGUCUUGUCGAUUUGUUUGUUUCGUUCAGGAGGAGGUUCGCCGGAACAAGGGCACUCAGACGCUGUCUCCACCAGGCCCCAGCACAGCGGCUGCGCCGUCGCCCCUCCCUCCUCCCAUGGCCGCCGUCAAGGAGCCACAGGUACACAGGCCACUCCAUUGCUCGUCUUUCUUCAUGCCCUCACACCCUCUCUCCCUGUGUGUGUGUGUGUGUGUGUGUCAGAGGGUGGAUGAGCGUGUGUCUGUUGGUGGCGAUGGGGUGAAGGAAGGGAUGCCCCCCGAAGGGGCCAGGACGACACAGAACCCACAGAGGCCCAGAGAAAGGCAAGCCAGCGUGACGGCAUACCGUCUGACAGACAGGCAACGCACUCUAUUAUCGGUUGAUUUGUGUGUGAUUUGGAUGCGUUCGUGUGUGGUGUGGCAUGGCUGCAGUGGUGCCGGUGAGUGGGCUGACGCUGCUUACAGCGACUUCCUCCCGUACUGGCGGUCCAACCCUUAUGCCACGCUGUAUAACCCCCAGAUCUACGAGUAUAUUUGGGUGGUGACACACGUGUGAGCGUGUGGGUGGAUGGAUCGAUGUGUGUGUCUCUGCCUGGCUGGCUGGGUGUGGCUGGGUGGGUGGCUGCGGUUGUCUGUCUGCAGGGAGCUGCCAGCUCGUACGCUGCGUGACCUGCCCCCUGCAGGCCUUCCGCGGCCCAAUACUGUGCCUCUCAAGAUCACAUGAGAUGAGCGCUGGUGUGUGCGUGUGUGGGUGUGUAUGGUUUGUCUGAUGCCUGUGUGCAUCUCUGUUAACCACCCAACUGUGUGCUGUUGCGAUUUGCGGGGUUUAAUUGUAGACACACAGAGAGAGAGGUCAGACAGACAGACAGACAGACAGACGGACAUAAACCACUCACACACACACACAAACGGGUCCAUUCGUGGGUUCGUUCCUUCGCCUGCACUGUCUCUCUCUCUUGCAAUUGACCCACACACACUCACACACACACCAGCGAACGAACAAACCGACGCAGUCAGGACACACACACGGAGGGGCAAAGAGAGAGAGAGGGGGGAUUUCAUCCCGCAAUGCAAUCAUCUGAUCAAUCAGGCGAUCAGUAGGAGAGGCCGACGACACCGCAUCACAUCACACGCACCAUGCACU
Vitrella brassicaformis is the source of this 2237-nucleotide messenger RNA. The record is from the annotation of a GenBank genome assembly. NCBI's taxonomy places the organism in Eukaryota, Vitrellaceae.